Molecule: messenger RNA, 354 nt
Organism: Amoebophrya sp. A25
Lineage: Eukaryota; Dinophyceae; Syndiniales; Amoebophryaceae
Source: the annotation of a GenBank genome assembly
AUGACCAGCAUCUUGGUGGUAGAAGAGCACAAAACAGUACAGCUAUCAAGGCAUGAAACAACAAAAACAGCAGAUGGAAGCCACGCAAUCACUUGGUAUCUGCAGAAGUCGCAAGUCAUGCUGCGACAGCUACUUCUAUGGACAGAAGAAGAAGUAAGGCCGCUCUUUGGUGCUUGCAUCUGUGAUCACAACAACAACCGGUUGAUGCAACACUAUCACGAAGUCCGUCCUGAAGGAGUAUUCGAAUGGAGUCAGUGGUGUCUACAACAGGGCGCAAUGAUGCAUUGUGCCAUGUUUGGAGCAGAAGGUCUGAGGAGUAAAAAUGAAGAGUAUCAAGCUGCAAGCGAUCAGCAG